Agrilus planipennis (emerald ash borer) is the source of this 2861-nucleotide messenger RNA. It is a transcript of the gene Ptl, whose product is annotated as homeotic protein antennapedia-like. The coding region runs from base 518 to 1510 and encodes 330 amino acids. Gene Ontology annotation, molecular function: RNA polymerase II cis-regulatory region sequence-specific DNA binding; DNA-binding transcription factor activity, RNA polymerase II-specific. The record is from RefSeq and is a predicted model, not a curated record. Gene Ontology annotation, cellular component: nucleus. NCBI's taxonomy places the organism in Eukaryota, Metazoa, Arthropoda, Insecta, Coleoptera, Buprestidae. The transcript is spliced from 3 exons. Gene Ontology annotation, biological process: anterior/posterior pattern specification; negative regulation of transcription by RNA polymerase II.
CCGCGUUUCGCGCGUUUUGACAUAUCGGACCAUCACACACACUCACACUAUUAUUUCGUGUUUCUUAGAAACGAGCCGCGUGUGACACAACCGGCACUAAACACCGAUCGACCUAGCAUCAAACACUGCCGUUUGAAUUCCGCGCUCGUAAUAUCGUGCAGUAGCGAUUCACGUGGCGCGCGACAACAACGCGAGUGCGUGAAGUGUGCGUGACCUAUUGUUCGUAUAUAUGUAUGAUGUAACUGUGAUGAGUGCCACCAGUGAUCAUUGCGCACCUGAUUGAGCGAAAGUGUGACCGGUGACCAAAUGUUUAUCCCGUCAUCGUAGAUUUGGAAGGAAUUUGUUCUUCAGUUUAAAAUUCGUCCCUUAGGUGUAAGUGUUGCGAUGUUUAAUAGACUACUGUGAAAGUGUGGUGAUUUCACGAUGAAGCUCUAAAGUGAUUUGUGUAUGUGGUUGGUUUAGUGUUUUAAGGUCUACAAUAGUUACACUGUUCAAUUUUCUGUGAUCUCAGCGCAGUAUGAGCUCUUACUUUGCUAAUUCGUACAUGCCAGAUAUGCGAAACGGUGGCGUUGUUUCGGCCGAGCAUCCUCAUCAACACCAACACUAUGGGGCGGCCGUUCAGGUGCCUCAAGGUGGAGGUGCCGUGCAAACUGACCCGAACUCUUGCGGUGGCGACCCGUCAGUUGUGGGACUGCGGCAGGGUAUCCCUCCCCAUCAUUAUGGGGGACCACCAACGGGUGGCCAACCUCCCCAAGGUAUGCCAUACCCCAGGUUUCCCCCGUACGAUCGUAUGGACAUGAGAACUGCCGCUUAUUACGGCGGCCAACAACCUCAGAUGGACAGUGGUCAGGGAUACCGGCCGGACAGUCCCAGUAACAUGCACAUGGGCACGACGGGAGCACCCAAUGGACACCAAACGCCUGUCGUUUAUGCCAGUUGUAAGCUCCAAGCGGCUGCUGUGACUCAGGGGGGUGUGCUAGGACCAACAGGUAGCCCACCUCUCGAUAGUACUCAGGGAAUGCCCAAUCAUCAUAUGGGUCAUCACAUGCAAGAGCAACACCCGCAACAUCACCAGGCCCAAGCACACCACCCGCAACAACAGCAUAUGAUGUAUCCAGGACAAACACCAGCAAAUAUGCAUCAGCAAGGGACGCCCCAUCAAACUCCCAUGCAACAACAGCAACAGCAACCCCAACAGACGACGAACAAUCCCUCGACGUUGCCAAGUCCACUUUACCCAUGGAUGAGGAGUCAGUUUGAGAGGAAGCGAGGUCGUCAAACGUAUACCAGAUACCAAACGUUGGAAUUGGAAAAAGAAUUUCACUUCAAUCGGUACCUGACGCGAAGAAGAAGGAUCGAGAUAGCCCACGCACUGUGUCUGACAGAGAGGCAAAUAAAGAUCUGGUUCCAGAACAGACGUAUGAAAUGGAAGAAGGAAAACAAGACCAAGGGCGAAGGAGGCUCGGAAACGGGAGGUGACGACAUCAGUCCCCAGGGAUCCCCCCAGUGAAAUCUACCACCGUAACUACUACCACAAUAAAAACAUAAAUGAGAAAAACAAGUACCUAAAACACGUUAUAGUCAGUUUUGCAUUUAUUUUACAAUGUCAUGCCGUGUGAUAAUAAUAACAAGAAACUCCUUUAAACACGAAGAAGAAACGAUAAUAAUUGAUAAGAGAGAACUUUUCUAAAUUUUCCCUUCGUAACCACAAUGACCUCUUUACGAUUAAGUCCCUUACUGUGUAUAUUUUAAAGUCGGUACUGUAAUUUUUGAUAGGUGACGAUUAGGUGAUGAUCCAUAUUAUUAUAGUUUAUUUAUUUAUAUUGUAGAUAAUAUUAUAUAGACUACCAACGGGCGAAAUUGUAUUAUAUAAACUCUCCAUUUAAUUAUUAUAUUAAUUGUAAGUAAUUUACGAAGGGCGCUGUUCAAUGCAACGCCGUGUUAAUGUGCAAUCUCGUGCAAAUUUUUACUUUCUACUAAAAUCAUUACCAGAGAGAGAUCAUUUAAAUUUUGACCAACAGAUUCGGUUCUCCGUACUAUUUAUUAAAAGUGCAUCUUAGAUUGUUUAUAACGAAAAAAAAAUUUUUUUGAAAACACUCAUUGUCAGUUAUCUAAAGAAGUAAAAAUUUGUGAAAGUAUGAUCCGGCUUUGCAAGGGCAUGGAAGUUAACAAUUAUUGAAAGGAUCUAUUGAAGGGUGUCGAGGCCCUUUGACGUCACGUACUUACCCACUGAUAAGGCGAUUCGAAAUUAUGACGUAGUUUCAGUGAUAAAACGGAUCUCUGAAGUUACGUGGAGAAAUAGUAUUAUCUAUAAAUUGUAGUUCGCCUUACGUGGAUUUUCAUUGUUUGAUAAAUUCAUUUUGUAAAUAAUGGGACUUAAAACAGUAAAAACAAUAAUGAUACAUCCCUUAGAAUACAAUGAUCGGGACGUGGAAAAAAAUAAAAAAUAAUUUUCUUUUUUAGUUUGUGAUUUAGGUACGUGGUACGUUAAAUAUUUCUAGUAUUAAUUUUCCAGUAUUAUUUCUUCAUGUCCUACUAGCAAAACAUCGGUGGAUUUUCCAAAGGUAAGUUAAUUGUUAAUUUUGCAUUUUGUAUGAAAACUGGUAGAUUUUUCUUCUUUUUUUUUCCAUCUUCCAAUUAAUUUGUAUUCUAAGAGAUUUAGACGACAUUUUCCUCCAAGUCCCUCAUUAAUUCUCACAUUAUUAUGUUAGGCGUGGAACAUUUUUGUACAUAAGUCUUUGUGAAAAAUAAAGAGGAUAUACAAAUAUACGAAUAUUUAAGAGGAGAGCAGUUCGAAGCCAAAGUUAAACUACAUUCUUAUCCAUGUAGGCUGAUAAAUACGUAUUACCAUAUAAUUUUUC